CAGCUUGCUGACGUCACUGCUAGGCGCGCUUCCAUCGACGAGCAGAGAAUUGGCGGCCUGUGGGCCCGGAUCUUCGUUAGUACCGGAGGGGGCCGUAGUCACCGGGAAGACGUAGGCCGCCGCCAUGGGCUUCUUGAAGUUAAUUGAGAUUGAAAAUUUUAAGUCCUACAAGGGUCGGCAGAUCAUAGGGCCCUUCCGCAGGUUCACCGCCAUCAUCGGCCCCAAUGGAUCCGGGAAAUCCAAUCUUAUGGACGCCAUCAGCUUUGUACUGGGGGAGAAGACGAGUAAUCUGAGAGUGAAGACUCUUCGUGACCUCAUCCAUGGCGCUCCUGUGGGGAAGCCUGCCGCCAACCGAGCGUUUGUGAGCAUGGUGUACGAGGAGGACAGUGGCAGCGAGAAGGUCUUCGCCAGGCACAUCAUUGGUGGCUCCUCUGAAUAUAGGAUCAACAGCAAAGUAGUUCAGCUGGCGGAGUACAGCGAUGAACUGGAGAAGCUCGGGAUCCUCAUUAAAGCCAGGAACUUCUUAGUGUUUCAGGGGGCAGUAGAGUCCAUCGCCAUGAAGAAUCCCAAGGAACGUACCGCUUUAUUCGAGGAGAUCAGCAGGUCAGGCGAGCUGGCGCAGGAGUACGACAAGCGCAAGAAGGAAAUGGUGAAAGCAGAGGAAGACACCCAGUUCAACUAUCACCGCAAGAAGAACAUUGCCGCUGAGAGAAAGGAAGCCAAACAAGAGAAGGAGGAGGCGGAACGAUAUCAACGGCUAAAGGAUGAGGUGGCACGAGCCCAGAUCCAAAUGCAACUCUUCAAGCUUUACCACAACGAGUCUGAGAUCGAAAAACUGAACAAGGAGCUGUCCACUAAAAACAAGGACAUUGACAAGGAUAAGAAACACAUGGACAAAGUUGAAGAAGAGCUAAAGGAAAAGAAAAAGGAGCUGGGCAAGAUGAUGCGGGAACAGCAAGCCAUAGAGAAGGAGAUCAAGGAGAAGGAUGCCGAAUUGAAUCAGAAGCGUCCACAGUAUAUCAAAGCCAAGGAGAACACGUCUCACAAGAUCAAGAAGUUGGAAGCCGCCAAGAAAUCCCUCCAAAAUGCCCAGAAACAAUAUAAGAAGCGCAAGGGAGAUAUGGAUGAGCUGGAGAAGGAGAUGCUGUCGGUGGAGAAGGCCAGGCAGGAGUUUGAAGAAAGGAUGGAGGAGGAAAGCCAGAGCCAAGGUCGGGAUCUUACUUUAGAAGAGAACCAGGUGAAAAAAUAUCACCGUCUAAAAGAAGAAGCCAGCAAAAGGGCAGCAACACUUGCGCAGGAGCUGGAGAAAUUCAACAGAGACCAGAAAGCUGAUCAGGAUCGCCUCGAUUUGGAGGAAAGGAAAAAAGUGGAGACUGAAGCGAAAAUCAAGCAGAAGCUGCGUGAAAUAGAAGAAAACCAGAAGAGAAUAGAAAAGCUGGAGGAAUAUAUCGCAACCAGCAAGCAGUCUUUAGAAGAACAGAAGAAUCUUGAAGAGACUUUAACUGAAGAAGUGGAAUCGGCUAAGAGAAGGAUUGAUGAAAUCAAUAAGGAGUUAAACCAAGUCAUGGAGCAGCUGGGUGAUGCCAGGAUUGAUCGUCAAGAAAGCAGCAGACAGCAGCGCAAAGCAGAGAUCAUGGAGAGCAUCAAGAGGCUAUAUCCUGGGUCUGUGUAUGGCCGCCUGAUUGACCUUUGCCAGCCAACCCAGAAGAAGUACCAGAUUGCAGUAACAAAGGUGCUGGGAAAGAACAUGGAUGCCAUUAUUGUCGACUCUGAAAAGACAGGAAGAGACUGUAUCCAGUAUAUCAAAGAGCAACGCGGGGAGCCUGAAACAUUCCUUCCUCUUGAUUAUCUUGAGGUAAAACCCACCGACGAGAAGCUGCGUGAGCUUAAAGGGGCCAAACUGGUUAUCGAUGUAAUCCGGUAUGAGCCGCCCCAUAUAAAGAAGGCCCUCCAGUAUGCUUGCGGUAAUGCGUUGGUUUGCGAUAAUGUGGAGGAUGCUCGUAGGAUAGCCUUUGGAGGACAUCAGAGACACAAAACCGUCGCUCUCGAUGGAACCUUAUUCCAGAAAUCUGGUGUCAUCUCCGGAGGAGCCAGCGACUUGAAAGCCAAGGCAAGAAGAUGGGAUGAAAAGGCAGUGGAUAAACUCAAGGAAAAGAAGGAACGAUUAACAGAGGAGCUGAAGGAGCAAAUGAAAGCCAAACGUAAGGAAGCUGAACUGAGGCAGGUCCAGUCCCAGGCGCAUGGUCUGCAGAUGAGGCUCAAAUAUUCCCAGAGCGACCUCGAGCAGACCAAAACUCGUCACUUGGCAAUGAAUAUGCAGGAAAAAUCCAAGCUGGAGAGCGAGCUGGCCAAUUUCAAUCCACGAAUCAAUGACAUAAAGCGGAUCAUUCAAAGCCGUGAUCGGGAGAUGAAGGAUCUGAAGGAGAAGAUGAAUUUGGUGGAAGACGAGGUGUUUGAAGAGUUCUGUCAGGAGAUCGGAGUGCGCAACAUCCGAGAGUUCGAAGAGGAGAAGGUCAAGAGACAGAAUGAGAUUGCCAAGAAGAGAUUAGAGUUUGAGAACCAGAAGACCCGUCUGGGUAUUCAACUGGACUACGAAAAGAAUCAACUGAAGGAGGACCAAGGGAAGGUGCAAACUUGGGAGCAGUCUGUGAAGAAAGAUGAAAAUGAAAUCGAGAAGAUGAAAAAGGAGGAGCAAAGACACAUGAAGAUCAUCGAUGAGACGAUGGCUCAGUUACAGGACCUCAAAAACCAACAUUUGGCUAAAAAGUCUGAAGUGAAUGACAAGAAUCAUCAAAUGGAAGAGAUCCGCAAGAAGCUAGGGGGCGCCAACAAGGAGAUGACACAUCUACAAAAAGAAGUCACUGCCAUUGAGACCAAGCUGGAGCAGAAACGCAGCGAUCGGCACAACUUGCUGCAGGCCUGCAAGAUGCAGGAUAUUAAACUACCCCUGUCUAAGGGCACAAUGGAAGACAUCAGCCAGGAAGAGCGCGGCUCCCAGGGAGAAGAAUCUGGCAGCGGCUCCCAGAGGACCUCUACUGUGUACGCUCGGGAAGCCUUAAUCGAGAUAGACUACAGUGAACUUUCUGAAGACCUCAAGGAUGCUGUGGCAGAUGAUGACAUUAAGCAAGAAAUGAGUGCUCUACAGCAGAAGCUGAAUGAGCAGCAGAGUAUUUUGCAGCGUAUCUCUGCCCCCAACAUGAAGGCAAUGGAGAAACUGGAGAGCGUCAGGGACAAGUUCCAGGAGACGUCUGAUGAGUUUGAAGCCGCUCGUAAGCGAGCUAAGAAGGCCAAGCAGGCAUUUGAGCAGACAAAGAAAGAACGAUUUGACCGGUUCAAUGGUUGCUUCGAGUCCAUAGCAACCAAUAUCGAUGAAAUCUACAAAGCCCUCUCCAGGAACAGUAGUGCCCAGGCUUUCUUGGGACCAGAAAACCCAGAGGAACCCUACCUGGAUGGCAUCAACUACAACUGUGUGGCCCCUGGGAAACGGUUCAGACCCAUGGACAACUUGUCUGGAGGAGAGAAAACUGUAGCAGCACUUGCCUUGCUCUUUGCAAUUCACAGUUACAAACCAUCCCCAUUCUUUGUACUGGAUGAAAUAGACGCUGCCUUGGAUAACACCAACAUAGGCAAGGUGGCCAACUACAUUAAGGAGCAAUCAAUGACCAACUUCCAGGCAAUUGUCAUCUCCCUUAAGGAGGAAUUCUACACCAAGGCCGAGAGCUUGGUUGGGGUAUAUCCAGAGCAAGGGGAUUGUGUGAUCAGCAAGGUCCUGACUUUCGACCUCACCAAGUACCUAGAUGCCAACCCAAAUCCAAACGAGCAGUAGAGCACGUCCAUGGUCUGGAUGUUUGGUUUUAUACUUCUUAAGCCGUCUUAUUUGGGAUGCAAUGUUUUAACUUAUGAUGACUUUACUUGGUAUUCUGUAUAUGGACUUGUGCGCGCCCUCCGCAAAGUUGCCCGACCUUUUGUAUUUCAAGUUUUACUUACAUCAUGGUGUAAUUAUCAAAAUCUUCUUAAACUUUUUUUUUUUUCCCCUCUCAGAAUUGUGAUAUUGCGUUUAGCGCUGAACCUUCCAAGUUUUUAGAUUAUUGCCUUUUACAGCUUUUAAUAUAAUGUCUCGGAUGCCUUUUUAUUAUUUUAGUGUCUUACAUGUUUUUGUGUCUGCAAUUAUGUCACAUUGUUUUGCAAUAAAGAAAUUAUGACUUUUCAGUGUC
Bufo bufo (common toad) is the source of this 4214-nucleotide messenger RNA. It is a transcript of the gene SMC1A, whose product is annotated as structural maintenance of chromosomes 1A. The record is from RefSeq and is a predicted model, not a curated record. Gene Ontology annotation, cellular component: cohesin complex; chromosome; nucleus. Lineage: Eukaryota; Metazoa; Chordata; Amphibia; Anura; Bufonidae. Gene Ontology annotation, molecular function: ATP binding; ATP hydrolysis activity; DNA binding. The transcript has 25 exons. The coding region runs from base 125 to 3826 and encodes 1233 amino acids. Gene Ontology annotation, biological process: sister chromatid cohesion.